AUGGAUCGAAUAACAACAAUCAGAGAUCUCAUAGGAGUCAUCAAGGACAAGGUUUCACUAUCCAAAGCAGCUCUAAUUUCCGAACCAAGCAAACUCUCUCUCCACCAAGCAGUCAUAAAAGCCACCACCCACUCACCCUCCACCGCACCGGACUACCUCUCCACGCUCCUUUCCCUCGGAGAGAGCUCACGCGCCACCGCCUCCGCCCUCAUCCAAUCCCUCAUGAACCGCCUCAACCGCACCCGCAACGCCUCCUGCCUCCUCACCAUCCACCACAUUCUUAAACGUGGACCCUUCAUCCUCCAAGACCAACUCUCCAUCUUCCCUUCCUCUGGCGGCCGGAACUACCUCAAACUCUCCGCUUUCCGCGACGGCGCCACGGCAGACACGUGGGCUCUUUCUGCAUGGGUCAGGUGGUAUGCUCGUUACCUCGAAACCCUAAUUUCCGCUUCUAGGGUUUUGGGUUUCCUGUUAUGCUCAUCUCCAUGGACUGCAGAGAAAGAUAAAGAAGAAGAAAGAGUCUCAUCAUCCAUGAACACAGAGUUAAUCAGAGACGUUGAUUCUUUGGUUAGAGUAAUCGAAGACAUGUGCGAAGUACCAGAUUCUCUUCUUGUUGAAGGUAACCAAUUAUUGCAAGAGGUCAUGGGUCUAUUAGGUGGUGAUUAUUUGUCUGCAUUAAAUGAGGUUGUGUUACGACUCGGUGAGUUCAAGGAGAGACUGAGUUAUGUGAGUUUUGGUGAAUCGGUUGAGUUGGUGUGUGCUUUGAAGAGAUUAGAGGAUUGUAAAGAGAGGUUGGUGGUGUUCAUUACUAUGAAACAGCCUUCGACCGAGACUUUGUGGGGUUUGAUUGGAGAGUUAAAGGAUAGGAUUAAAAUGAUUGAUGUAGACAGAGAGGCUGGGAAGUUGGUUAAUAUUGGAAGUAGAAGAGCAAUAUUGAGAAAGGCUGGUGGAGGUGGGUUUUGGGAAGCUACCAGCGUUGGGUAUGGUGUAGGAAACUCCCGGAGCAAGAGGGGAGUUGGAGUAAUCGACAUGGAUUGGAGUAAUCGUACAAGCCCGACAAGUACCCAUGGAACCUCUUUCCUCCGGUAA
Ilex paraguariensis (yerba mate) is the source of this 1089-nucleotide messenger RNA. NCBI's taxonomy places the organism in Eukaryota, Viridiplantae, Streptophyta, Magnoliopsida, Aquifoliales, Aquifoliaceae. The record is from the annotation of a GenBank genome assembly.